This is a messenger RNA of Strongylocentrotus purpuratus (purple sea urchin), 3571 nucleotides long. RefSeq lists its product as uncharacterized. The record is from RefSeq and is a predicted model, not a curated record. The transcript is spliced from 16 exons. NCBI's taxonomy places the organism in Eukaryota, Metazoa, Echinodermata, Echinoidea, Camarodonta, Strongylocentrotidae. Bases 106 to 2697 code for a protein of 863 amino acids. Gene Ontology annotation, molecular function: serine-type endopeptidase activity. Gene Ontology annotation, biological process: proteolysis.
UAGGACACAUCUGAAUGGUCCAUGGGUAGUUUUAUCAGCCCGGCUCUUCGUUGUAUUAUUGCUGCACAUAGCAAGUGAAAAAGGAGUUACCUUUAUGCCAUCACCAUGCAUUUCUUAGAUGCUUGGUUUCCAGCUGGCGUCCUCAUCAUUGUGUGCUGUUUAUUAUCAAGAUCUGUCGCACAACUGAUUGAUCCCGAGAUUCGUAACAUCACGGCAUCAGCAGGAGAUGAUGUUCUACUGGAUUGUGUGCCACCUGAUGGUGAGGCCCUCUUGAUCAGUUGGAAUAAAGAUAACGACGUGGUACAAAUUACAGAUGCGUAUAGAGAUGGUCGUAUAUUUCUGGAUCAAAAGGAAGGAAUGGUGAUCUUGAAUUCUGAACUAUGGGAUCGAGGCAUGUAUUCCUGUCUUAUUCUCACACAAGAUUCACAGAUCAUCACUCAUCGAUUCUGGCUUGAUAUAGCGCCACCAACCGAUUCGGAUGUAGACAGCAAUAGCGCUUUUCAAUGUGGCUACUGUAGAGUACGAGGCAAGGUGGUAGGUGGUAAGGUCUCAAACGAGGGUCAGUCGCCAUGGACAGCUCUUCUAUGGAACACUAAUGAAGGUAAACCACUCUGUGGAGGGGUGUUACUCAAUAGAAGAUGGGUGGUUACUGCAUCACAUUGUUUCUCACUCUCUGGGCUCUCAAUUGACGAGUUUGAGAUUCGCCUUGGUGAGCACGAUAUUGAAGCCAUCUCAGAUAACGAGCGUACCUUCCGAGCUGAACAGAUCAUUAAACAUCCAAACUUCAACGAACAAACUUACGACUCAGAUAUUGCACUCAUCAAACUCCAGCAGCCUGUCACAUACACGGACUACAUCAUUCCACUUUGUUUACCCAGUGAGUUGAGAGCUGAUGAACUCCUCAAGGCGGAAACACGAGGCUUUGUUACUGGAUGGGGAAACACUGAAGAAGCUGGUGACUAUUCUCGAUAUCUCAGGAGGGUUCGUUUAACGAUCGCCAGUAUGCAGGAUUGCGGUAGAAGUCAUAUCGACAUCAUCACCAAUAACAUGUUCUGCGCAGAUGGAGGGCGCAAGGCAGACGAGCGGGACGCAUGUCAGGGAGACAGUGGUGGUCCUUUUGUUACCAAGGAUAACAACAGGUGGUAUCUGCUUGGUAUUGUGAGUUGGGGAGUAGGAUGCGCCCGACCAGGCUACCCCGGGGUCUAUACACGGGUUCAUCGCUUCAGGCAAUGGAUCAUGGAUCUUGUACAACAAGACAUGCAGACCUGUGAAGAGUCCUCGUUUGAGUUAGGUGAGGAGCUGCGUGCCUCCGUCAAGGAAUCGAACAAUCUUCGUCUUCUCAACCAAGAGCAGCAGCAUCUCAUCGAAUACUUCCAAGAAGAACUAAACAGGAAAGAUGAAGAGAUAUUUGAUCUCCACGAACGCAUUGAAACAUUUGACUGCCCCGAUGGACUCCCAACAUCCACAUCGCCCCCGGAAUCGACCACCCCAACGAUGACGAACUACCCCGUGAUCACAGAGACGAGACCAGUGACCACGAGAGCUCCUAUUCAAGAAGAUGCCCUACCAUGUCGUCAUAAUAUGUGUUGGCAUGUUAGUAACCUAGCUCGUUGCCAUGGGGGAUACUGCGUCUGUGACUCUCCGGACUACUCUCGGGUCUCAUGUUUACCUAUCGUUGGAUCUUGUCGUAUCUACCGCAACAACUCAUAUGCGUUAGCCACCGCAACUUUCCGAGAUGACACGCGUAUAGCUGACACUUUCGCGUGUGAAGGCAACCCCGAAUCUAACGUGCAUAUCAUCAGUGUUUAUGAAGGUCCCGUUCACACCAGACCGGCUUCUCCGGGUGAUGUACAUGUUAGAGUGACGGGUGGAGAUCAAGGUCCUAUCACCAUUGUGUUUAGCUCGUAUGAACCAGUCCGCUGGCUUGUUAGUGUUGAUGAGGGCAUCAUGAUUAAUAAAUUUGUACUGACGGGUUACUACCUUGACCUAAGUAGCGUUGAGGUCGUCUCACUGUUACACACCAACGUGACGGUCGUGACAGUGAGUCGUGUCCCAUUCGGUUACGGAACGGACGGUGAUGGCGUCUUACACACUGCAGAGUUCCUCAAGUACGUCCAGAACACGUAUGGUGACGUGGGGUCCUUCUCGGGUACCUAUCGAGCUGAUAGGUGGGUGCUGACAGUACCAGGAGAAGCUCCAAUCGUAGAUUGGAUGAGACUUCCAUUACCCAUAAUUCCUAUGGCCAGAGUUGAAUCGACCCUAUCCCGCACUGGAUGGACGCCCUUCCCAUUCCGUUACGAUGGAUCAUUCUGUGCAUGUCACGGUGAUCAAUACGUCAAACUUUUAGGCGGAUCGGAGAACGAACUCGACUACGGUGUCCGUUACGUCGGGGUCGUGCUGUGCCAGACUCCUAGUCAUUACAAGAUCUUCCUAGCCAAUGACCUCGAAGAAACGUUCUUAAACGUUGGCGAUGGGAGUGGAGGAGGGAGCGAUCACUGUGAGUUUGUGGGAGGCCAUCAUGAAAACGAAACUCUAGCUCAGACAUCACGUGACUGGCUGCUCAUGCCAGCAGUAUCAGGAUACUACCGGAGUGUGUGGGGUGAGCCUGUUUCGUUUGGUUCUAUUGGAGGCGGGUAUCGCACAUGGACCGGCAAGAUUAUCGUCAGCUGGUACGACUGUGGUAUCACUAUACCUUGACGUGAACUUCUUCAAACUCUCUAAACGUCUCUCAAAGAUGGUUCUCAUCCGAUGGCCGUAUAUGAAGAUGAAAGUCAUCCAUUUGCCGGAGCUGAUAUUAUUGCCCGCACAUAGACCCAAUGAUCGCAUCAUUUUACAGCGAUUUACCUCCUUGUCGAAACACAAUGCGGGUUGGUUUGACACCUCUGAUAGUGGAAAAACCUUCUUUUUUAUAAGAACAUUUUAUUUAUAUUUCAUAUCAAAGAUUUUUGUUCUGUUUACCUCUUCUCCGGGAGGGGUUGGUUGUAUGAUGUUAAAUGUCUGCAAAUUAGAGUCAGUAUAACACCAAUACUUUACCGUCGAUCAACAUUUUGCUUAUUUUUGUGAUACAUGAAAUCGGAGUCUUCAAAUCCUUCGUUACGAAUACACCAUGUGCAUAUUCAUGAUUUGUACGUGUAGAGGUGGAUUUAAAUUUUGUAAAUAGUGGAAACCAGGCAAGCAUGAUAUGUACAUGAAUCGUUAGAUCAUGCACAUCACCUUAAUUUGUUGAUCUAAAUUCGCAUACCGGUAUACAGGCCUACUAGAAUAAUAAAUAAAUUUGGUGAAACAAGAUAUUAUAUUAUUGAUGUAGGCAAGCUUUGUUUUAGAUGUUUAUAUUUUAGACCUAUUUGUGAGAAAGCUUAUAGUUCAAGAAAGGGAUUGACAUGUUUAGCUUACUGCUUUUUACUCUACAUUACAUUUCUUUUGAAUGUUCACAGCCAUGUUGCAAAUUAUAUAUAUAUAUUAUUUAGUGAAUCAAUCUUUGUAAUCAGUUUCAUGUUAUUUCAUGGGCAUCACUUGUUCGUUGUUCGUUCUUGUAACAGGAAAUGUGAUUAAAAUCAUAUUUUGUAAUACA